CUUGAUGGAGUUCAAGAAUACAACAAAGCUUGAAAAUUGCUUAGAGUUUGAUAAAACUUUGUUCUUUUUCAAAAGGAAUUGAAGAUAUUUCAAGACUGUCUUCGUAGGAAGAAAUUUUGAAGACACGAGUGAGUUUCGCUGGUGCAGUUUCACUGGUGCAGUUGAGUUUGGAACGAUCACAGUUCCCGAAUAGUGCUACAUCGGAUUCACAUCUUCGUGAGUUGACUAUUACAGAUAUUAAAGAACACAUUCACAGGAUUUAUUCCAAAGAUUUUAAUACAAGCCCGUGUGUUAUGAAUUUAAGAACGGACUCAAAAGCAUGUUAGAAGAAAAUGAGUUACUCCUCGAGCAUCAAGACGACCAUCCUCAAGCAAAAGUUACAUCGACACCAACAUCAACACUGUGCAAGCUAUGGAAGUUUUUCUUUUCUUUUUUACUCUUGAUGGUUAUUUCAGUAUGGAUAAUGUUCACCUUUUCCCCCCAUUCAAAAUCAAAAAAAUGGCUUAGAACUCAAGACUCUAAGAGAGUGAAGGAUCUAGAAACAUCUCUGUAUAGCAAGAAUUGUUCUUUGCUGCAGCAAGUGAAUGCCACGAGCAAGUGGUCAGGCUUCAAAGAAAUAGUACCUGGCACGAUAAUUUAUUCAGCUUUCUACGACGAUACUGACCCUAACAGUCCUUUCGUUCGUAUCAUUGCUAUAUCAGAAACCUUCCGACCUCCUCGUAUACUCUGUCACUCGAGAUGUGACCUGGCUCAAACUGAAGAAGCGGUUUUUCAUCUUGUUAAAGACCAUAAAAGCAGGCGCCAUGCUGCAUUUAUUGUGUCGUGUACUUUUCCCAGGGGACUGGGGAGAGAACCUGGAUUCAUUGACAUAUCAGCGGAGUAUGACGACAAGAUGACCGAAGUAACUCGAUAUCCUGUCCAAUCCACUAAUGAUACUCCACAUAUCCACAACUACACCAUUUGCGUGCCUCCCUUAUAUGGAAGUAUCCCUAUGGCCAAAUUUAUUGAGUUCAUAGAACUGAAUCGCAUUUUCGGAGCAACGCACUUUGUCUUUUACGACCUAAAGUUAAACCCAGCGAUCAGACAUGCGAUAAAUAUUUAUCAGAGCCAAGGAGCAGUGACACUUCUUCCUUGGAAUUUACCUGUAUAUGUCCGAGACUUCUAUAGCAUACAUUAUCAUGGUCAGUUUGUUGCUAUCCACGAUUGUUUGUACAGAAACCGCGGUAGAUCAAGAUGGGUUGGAUUUCAUGAUCUGGAUGAAUUUAUUGUGCCAUUAGUACACCCAACGUUACCCCUGCUUUUGAACGAGAUUGAUUCUGGCCAAUCCAGUGGGUUUUCUGUUCAGAGCACUGUCUUCCCUCUAAAUUCGCAAGAGAAAGUUCAAGCAAAUGAAUCUUUAAUAACUCAAAGUAUUUUCUACAGGACAAAAAAGUUAUUUCAUAAGUCCAGGGAAAAAUGCAUUGUGAGCCCGAGGAAAGUAUUCGAGAUGUCUAUUCAUUACAUUGUGAAGUCUUCAUCCGCGAAGUACGAAAAAUCAUCAAUAGAUCCCAAGAAAGCACUCGUAUUCCAUUAUCGAAGUUGUGUACAGUUUGACGACUUGAAGGCUGCUUGCAAGAGUCUUGUCCCGGAAAAUUUCAUGAAAAGAUACAAAACGCGACUAAAGAUAAGAGUUGAUCACGUGAUGGAGCAUUUGAAGGGAUGAUGAACUGAUCACGUGAUUAACUUCCACCAUAUUGGAUCGCAACUGAAACUUGAAUACAAUAAAUAUUGCAAGAACUUCUCUUAGAUUCCUUUAAAUGCAUUGUCAAGUCUUUCUAAGUCUUCAAGAAAAUUUAGUG
Molecule: messenger RNA, 1838 nt
Organism: Actinia tenebrosa (Australian red waratah sea anemone)
Lineage: Eukaryota; Metazoa; Cnidaria; Anthozoa; Actiniaria; Actiniidae
Product: beta-1,4-galactosyltransferase galt-1-like
Cellular component (GO): cytoplasm
Molecular function (GO): glycosyltransferase activity
Source: RefSeq, a predicted model, not a curated record